Molecule: messenger RNA, 3622 nt
Organism: Phyllostomus hastatus (greater spear-nosed bat)
Lineage: Eukaryota; Metazoa; Chordata; Mammalia; Chiroptera; Phyllostomidae
Gene: PRKAR1A
Product: protein kinase cAMP-dependent type I regulatory subunit alpha
Exons: 11
Coding region: 168-1313 (381 amino acids)
Biological process (GO): regulation of protein phosphorylation
Cellular component (GO): cAMP-dependent protein kinase complex
Molecular function (GO): cAMP-dependent protein kinase regulator activity
Source: RefSeq, a predicted model, not a curated record
AAAAGGCAGAGGGUGAGGUAGAAAAGGGUGAGGCAGAACGUAGCGAGAGUGAGAGAGGAGGCGAGGAGAAAAGGAAGCUCCUGAAAGCCGCGCGGAGAAAGAGUGAAGAGCAGAAGGAAGACUACAGGGGACCUGAGGCAUCCAGAGAGGAGCAGAGAACGAGAACCAUGGCGUCUGGCGGUUCUUCAGCCAGUGAGGAGGAGCGCAGCCUCCGGGAGUGCGAGCUCUACGUGCAGAAGCACAACAUUCAGGCCCUGCUGAAGGAUUCCAUUGUGCAGUUGUGCACUGCUCGGCCUGAGAGACCCAUGGCAUUCCUCAGGGAAUACUUUGAGAGGCUGGAGAAGGAGGAGGCUAAACAGAUUCAGAAUCUGCAGAAAGCAAGCACUCGUGGAGAUUCCAGGGAGGAUGAAAUCUCUCCUCCACCCCCCAAUCCAGUGGUUAAAGGCCGCAGGCGACGAGGUGCUAUCAGCGCUGAAGUCUACACUGAGGAAGAUGCUGCGUCAUAUGUUAGAAAGGUUAUACCAAAAGAUUAUAAGACAAUGGCUGCUUUAGCCAAGGCCAUUGAAAAGAAUGUGCUGUUUUCACACCUUGAUGAUAAUGAGAGAAGUGAUAUUUUUGAUGCCAUGUUUCCGGCUUCCUUUAUUGCUGGAGAGACUGUCAUUCAGCAAGGUGAUGAAGGGGAUAACUUCUAUGUGGUUGAUCAAGGAGAGAUGGAUGUCUAUGUUAACAAUGAAUGGGCAACCAGUGUUGGGGAAGGAGGGAGCUUUGGAGAACUUGCUUUGAUUUAUGGAACACCUAGAGCAGCCACUGUCAAAGCUAAGACAAAUGUGAAAUUGUGGGGUAUUGACCGAGACAGCUAUAGAAGAAUCCUUAUGGGAAGCACUCUGAGAAAGCGGAAGAUGUAUGAAGAGUUUCUUAGUAAAGUCUCUAUUCUAGAGUCUCUGGACAAAUGGGAACGUCUCACAGUAGCUGAUGCAUUGGAACCAGUCCAGUUUGAAGAUGGGCAAAAGAUUGUGGUGCAAGGAGAACCAGGGGAUGAGUUCUUUAUUAUUUUGGAGGGGACAGCUGCUGUGCUACAACGUAGGUCAGAAAAUGAAGAGUUUGUUGAAGUGGGAAGAUUGGGGCCUUCUGACUAUUUUGGCGAGAUAGCUCUGCUGAUGAAUCGUCCCCGUGCAGCCACGGUGGUGGCUCGUGGCCCUCUGAAGUGCGUUAAGCUGGACCGACCUCGAUUUGAACGUGUUCUUGGCCCGUGCUCAGACAUCCUCAAACGAAACAUCCAGCAGUACAACAGUUUCGUGUCACUGUCUGUCUGAAAUCUGCCACCUGUGCCUCCCUUUUCUCUUCUUCCCAGUCCGUGCUUCACUCUUGCAGACUGCUUUAUUUUCCCUAUUUGCAGCACUAUGUGGCCACUGGCAUCGCAGCUUCUUGUCUGUUUGUAUUAAAAGUUGCUUUUAUUGCACUGUUUUUAAUUUGGAGCAUUAACUGAAUGCUCAGACGCAGUUAAAUAAAUAGAGAGUUCUUCGGAGACUUCGCUGUUACUGCUUCUCUCUGUGCAGUGUUAGUGUUCAGCCUGGGCAGUGUGUGCUGUGCCGUUUGGUGAGGGCAGAUCCCGGCACCAAAUGCAUUACCAUGGAGUAAGGGUGUAACAGUGCGAGAUUUUUUAAGUGAUAUGAUUUUCCAGUUAUCAUAAAUAUAUUUUACACUGUGGUCAUAUAUGCCAUACUUGAUAGAAUACAUGAUUUCUCAUUAAGCUCUAAGGUUUAGGAAAAACGGAUAUAGAAUAACUUUAGAAAGCUAUCUGCCUGUAUUUAAACUAGAUUAAGGGUGGAAAAAUGCCCAUUUUUGCUAAUGAUCAGAUGGAUAUGAUCUGUUACUUUUUUUCCUCUUUAACCAGAUUUUUGUUUGUUAAGCUAAUUUGCCUGGUAUUGGUUAUAUCUUGUUUCUGCUCCAGUUCUGAAAUCCAUUUAGGGGUGGCUAUCUAUAGCUGCCUUUUAAGUUUGAAACGGAAUCAUAGGCUGCAAAUAUUGAUUAUGAUUUAACUACAUCUGCCUCAGCUCACAAAUUCUGAUUAGACCGUCAUUUAUCCAGCUAGUGCCAAAUACUGAUCAUCAGAUGCUGAAUUGAGAAUAAAAAUUUAAGGUCUACACUCUUGGUUGUUAACUUGGAGCUUUUGGUCAGUGUCCACCUUUCUGUGGACUCCAGGACAGUCUCCUGUGUGCAUUCAGCACUGACUCCAGGAGGCUGGAUUUGCCGGCAGCAGACAGACUGUAUGGAACAGACAUCAGGAAAAGGGAGGUGCUGUUGCUAAAGGGAGAAAUGCCGGGUGGACAGAGUUCAUCGCUGGGGACUCUGCUCCACUAAAUUCACUGGGGCAGGGGAUUUGGGAAGAAGUUUCCUACUUUGGUUUGACCUUUCCCCCCGCUUUUUUUGCAUCAGCUAGAAUUUAUGGUGGGUUGGGGGUGGGGUAGAAUGUGUCUGUGUUGUUUCAAAUUGGUCUAAAAGGCCACUCUGCUGAAAAGUUCUGCUUUCCUCUCUAGCAUUUAUUUCUCUGGCAGGCAUUUUGUUUUUCUAAAGUAAGCUUCUGUUCUGAGUCUUAACUGUAUCUCAGUAUUUUCCAGCCUUAUCAACCUUAUGUGUUACAUUAUUCCAUGUGCACCAAUGAUACCCAACAGUUUAUUUUUAUUAUGUUACUUUUUUAAACAAAAUAUCACAGUUCUGUAAUGUAGGCACUUUUAUUUUCAUUGUGAUUUCUGUGUAAUGUAGGGCUGUAGUUGGGAGUGACUUGCAAGCAUUUUUCCGUUUACGCACCUGGCUCUGAUUACUAAUCCCUUCUCCUACCCUUUCCCAGGUUAUUUAAAUUGGCCAUGGUAGAUUUUUUUCCAUAGAUUUGAACAGUUUUUUGGGUUGUUACUACUAAGUUUGGAGUAUAAAUCUGGGAAAGAGGUUUUAUCUACAUCUUAGUGUGGGAGAGAAAGCCACCUUAUUACACAUUUUUUAUGUUUAAAAAUAAUCUGUAUUAAAUGACAGUUUUCUGAUCUAUACUUUAUGUUUAGCUACCUUUUUAUAUUUAACAAAUUAAAAAUAAAAGUUAUAUUCCUGUUAGCAUAAAGCUUGAUUUGAUCUUUGUUUAAUGCCAAAACUGUACUUAAGUGAGUUAUUUAGAAUGCCAUAACUUGCGGUUUCAUAUAUGUACAUAAUCAUGUUCAUGUAUAUUUAGAUACAAACAAUGCUUCCUAAAUGAGUUUUGCUCUUAGGUCAUUUGGCUUGCUGUUUACUCCCUUUUGUAGUUUUUAAUCUACGAAAUUUUAAGGCUAAAUUUAAAAAUUAUCACAUUUAAAGCUUUAUCUUUGUGCAAUCUGAUUAUAUGUGAGAUAUCACUAUUGGCAUAAUUUGUCUUAGUUGAUAAUCAGGACUUUAGAAGUCAUCAUUUCUGGGCUUGCUAAGUGAAUUUCUCAGAUCUGUUGUUCUAGAAAGUAUAGGUGGCCAAAGGACCAUUUUGUAUUGUUGCCUGGUUACUAGUCUGAUUAUUCUGUGCGUGCUAACAUACUCUAUUCUUUUUGUUAUAGAUUGUCUUAAUGGUAGGUCAAGUAAUAAAAAAGAUUAAAUAAUUUAAAUUCUUAAA